Molecule: messenger RNA, 9158 nt
Organism: Nerophis lumbriciformis (worm pipefish)
Lineage: Eukaryota; Metazoa; Chordata; Actinopteri; Syngnathiformes; Syngnathidae
Gene: aff2
Product: AF4/FMR2 family, member 2
Biological process (GO): regulation of RNA splicing
Cellular component (GO): nucleus; nuclear speck
Molecular function (GO): G-quadruplex RNA binding
Source: RefSeq, a predicted model, not a curated record
GGCUCGUGUCUGCUCUCCUUCUUUCUCUGACACACACACACACACACACACACACGCACACACACGCGCACACCCACACACGCACACGCGUGUCAGCAGUCCAUGUAGAACCACGUAGCAGCACAGCUUUUGGAUUUUUUUUUUCUAGCAAGCCGGUCAUGGAUCUUUUUGAACUGGACUUUUUCCGCGACUGGGAGCUGGAGCAACCAUGUCAAUUGGAGUCGGAGCGCAGUGUCCUGAAAAGGAGAGAAUGGGAGCGGAGGAACCAGGAGGUCCAGCAGGAUGAAGAUUUGUUCUCAACUGGAUUCAACCUGUUUGGAGAACCUUACAAGACGAAUAAAGGAGAUGCGUUGGCAAGUCGGGUCCAGAACACACUUGGCUCCUAUGAAGAAAUGAAAGACCUGCUAACCAGCCAUUCAAACCAGAGCCACUUGGUGGGGAUCCCCAAAGGCAGCAGUGUCAACAACAACAUGCAAACACCGACCAGCUCAGCCACGACAGAGUCCCAGUUUUUUAACGAAAGCCUAAAUACCGGACCCGAGGGGGGCGGAAUGGAGGGAGUUGGGGAGAAAAGGCUCGGAAGUGCAUCCUUGUCAUCCUCCAAGACCAUGCAGCCUCCCACAUCGACAACGGUGUCAUCAAGCUCGCAGUCGGUGCCGCAUCAGAAUUCCAAGAAGUCUCGGAGCUCGGUGGAGUGGUCGAAAGUAUGCCAGGCACAAAGCGGCACAACGAGUCUUCUUCUGGGGUUGGGCCAAGGCCAAAGUCAGGCUCCGGGAGCUGCAAAUGGAAGAGGGAAAACGUUUGAGGAGCAGCAAAUCCAAAGACACGAUGAGCUUUUCAGCUCACUGAAAGAUGAACUGGGGCUGAAAAGAGAUUUGAGCCCUUCUUCGUCAUCUUCAUCCUCUUCUUCUUCCUCCGCCUCAUCUGGAAGACGGCAUUCUUCCCACCCUUCAAAAGCACUUCCUCUCCCAGAUGCUGGCAAUUAUCGAUCUUCUGCCAUGGACGCUGGCCACUGCAAAACGUCUGGCUCCCCACAAGAAAAUGAAGCAAGCUCUCACGUCUCCAUGUCCUCCUCUCCGCUGGCUUCCACAUCACUUUUGUCAACAACACCCGUACCUGGUCUUACCACCCCCACAGCUACCUUUCCACCUGGUAGCCUAUCAGGGAAGCCAAUUGCAGUGCAGCAGAAGCCAACCGCAUAUGUUCGCCCAAUGGAUGGCCAGGACCAGGCGCCCAUUGACUCACCACAAUUAAAGCCACUUCUAGUAGCACCAGAAGGGUUCAACGGGGGUCAAACUUAUGGUGGAAACUCUGGGAACAUGAAGAAUAAACUGCCAAAAUUAAGUCUGAACCACACCGCUGAGGUCAGCAUUCCAAAUGACUCCAGCUGUGUUGAAGAGAUUUUGCGGGAGAUGACCCACUCCUGGCCACCCCCUCUUACCGCCAUACACACGCCAGGAAAAGCUGACCAGACCAAGUUCCCUAUUCCCAGCAAGGAGUCGCAGCAUGUGACCUCAGGCUACAACACAAAGCGCUGUCCUGUAUCAUCUAACAAGCCAGCUGUGAAACCACCGACGGCGCCACAAAAGUCAAUGCUGGAGGAUGACCUGAAGAUCAGCAGCGACGAAGAAGAGGCCGAGCAACAGGUAUCCGGCAAGCCUAAAGCCCGAGCGACAGCCUUAAGUGGCGCAUCGGGGAGCAGCAGUGAAUCGGAGAGCAGCUCGGAGUCGGACACAGACGAAUCAGAGAGCAGCUCCAGUGACAGCGAGUAUAACCAGGCCGCCCGCACCAACUCCCCUGAGCCUGAGCCGUCUUCCACCGACAAGUGGCAGCUAGACAGCUGGUUGAACAAAGUCCAAGCUCAAACCAAACCUCUAGUGGCCCCACAGCAAGAUCACCAUGCCGCAGGUUCUGUCACUAAAAUUCAGGAGCCUUUCACACAGCGAAGUGAAGCAGCAGGAGUGGGUUCUGCUGCCAAAAUUAAAGCCUGCGUGUCCUUCAGCACCACCAUUCUUCCCACGGUGCCAACAGCAGAGCACAAAGAUGCCAGGGGAACAUUCUGCCCGAACAAAGAGAAAACGAAGGCCAAACUCAGCCAGAAGGCAUCGGCGGAAGGUCAGAGGUCAAAGAUGAGGCUGUCACCCGGACCGAUGCCUGGACCAGAGGUCGCCACACAGAGAAGGACCACUACAGGGAAGAAACAGCCAAGACGGACAGAGAGGUCGAACAGCGUGGAGGAUAAUCAGAGCCAGACAUGGAGCAGAACAAACCAACAAAGCCCUGCUGCGAGGGAAAAGGACCUAUUCCCUCUAUCCUCCUUGGAGCAUCAGAAUCCGCCUAGGCCAAGGACUAAGCCCCCGAGUGGGAAAACGGCACCCAGGAAAGAACCUCGUGGUGCCACCAUGCCAAACAACACAGUUGCAACCCCGGUAGCACUACAGCAAACCACUGUGCCAACACCCACUGCCAGUGUAAAUCAGGAAAAAAGAAAGCACAGAGGCCCGAGUAGCAAAAUCACGCCCAAGUCCAGAGAGUUUGUGGAAACGGAUUCUUCAUCCUCUUCUUCCGAAUGCCAGUCUGAUUUGGAGGAAACCAUCAAAAACCCUGCUUUGCCGCCUCCGUCGACACGUACCGCAAUUAACACACAGACUCUGUCCAACUCGUACACUCCUCCUCUGCCAUGUUUCGGAAUGGGAGGUCUGGGAGCCUUUGGAGGAAAGGGACUUUGUGUUCGAGAUAGUAGCAAUGUUACCACUACCAUUAAUAGUAGCACUAGUAGCAUCAGCAGUGGUGGCACUGGGAGUGGUAGUAGCGCUAAUACGUUGAGCAUUAGCAACAUAAAUGCUUCAUUUGGUACCUCGGUUCCUGAUCCUGGAGGGUUAGGUGGACCUUGCAAAGACUUGGAGUCUGUGCCAACACACUUGAACAUUGGACAAGAUAUGCCUAUUUCCCCACUUAGGGAAUACCAGGAGAUUCAGAGUCUGUGGGUGAAAAUUGACCUGAGUUUGCUUGACAGGGUGCCUGGGCGAGGUUUUGGUCAAAUAUCCCUGGUGGGGAUGAUGGAAAGGGACAGAACUGAAGGAAGAGGGUGUGAAAGACCAGGGGAAAAGGCGGUGGUGUCUGACAGGGAGAGACAAAAACAGGGUGACAGAGAAUGGCAAGGGCCCAGACAAAGACAGAAGUUAGCUAAAGGGGAGAAGCUGGGGGAAGAAAAUGAGGCAUUAGUGCAGGACACAGAGAGGCAAGGUGACAGGGACAGAUUUACAGACAGGGACAGGCAGGCUGACAGAGAGGAGCGAGAGAGGUUCAAUUUAGGAACGAGAGACAAGGCGACAGAAGGAAGAAGAGAAAAAUUAUGUCAGGGUCUCGGAUUCCCGGACAACCACUGUGUGCAGGAGAAGAGUCUUCCAAGGCUACCUGGGAGGACAGAAAGGGGGGACAGUGGAGGAAAACACCGGAGGCAAGCAACUGGCAACAUGGUUGUCCUUGCAGAAAAGCACACGAGCAAGAGCAAGAGGAAACACAAGUUGGACCACAGUGAACCUUCCAUCAACAGCAAUAAAAAGCUUCAAUUGGACAAAGACUGUCAGCUACUCCCACCCUGCAUUUCUCCAAUACACAACCACAAAAACAGCUCUGUGGAAUCUCUGAGCAGGAAACAGUCCUGGCGGCACGAUGAGAAGCUACUUCCUCCACUUCUUUCGCCCCUCUCUGAAGAGCCCCCGCAUAAAAAGAGCUGUGAGGGCAGUUCAUCGCUCAGCCAGGAGGGCGGAGCCACUGGGACGCUCCCUUGCCCCAUUUCCUCGGUACACAGACACAGGAGAGGAGAAAGCAAAGCAUUAUCACAUGCAAGAAACAAUGCUCCAAGUCUCACAGAUAAUCAUAUUGAGAAGCCCUGUGGAGACAGUUGCCAUGCCAAUGGGCAGUCGGAAUCAGAUGCCUGGUCGGAACCACUGAUGGAACCUGCAGAACCUCCCAGACCGAGACUGUCCUUUAGUGACACAGUCCGCAGUGCAGACUACUACAUGCAGGAGGCUAAAAGGCUAAAGCACAAGGCAGAUGCAUUGAUCGACAAGUUUGGAAAAGCUGUGAACUACGCAGACGGCGCUCUCUCUUUCAUUGAGUGUGGAAACGCUAUGGAGCGAGAUCCUCUAGAGGCCAAAUCUCCUUACACGAUGUACUCAGAAACCGUCGAGCUAAUCAGGUAUGCAAUGAGGUUGAAGAACUUCACCAGCCAUUCAGCCACCGUUGCUGAGAAGAAACUUGCCGUGUUGUGUAACCGCUGUCUGUCUCUGCUGUAUCUGCGGAUGUUCCAUCUGAAGAAAGACCAUGCUGUCAAGUACUCACGCUCACUGAUGGAGUAUUUUAAGAACUCAGCCAAGAGCUCCCAUCAAGCACCUUCUCCCUGGAGGACCAAUGGAAAGAUCAACGGGACUCCAUCUCCACUCUCUCUCAGCCCCUCACCGGCCAACGGCGGAGGAGCUCCAGUUUCGUCAGGCAGCGUCGCCAUUCCCCAACGCAUUCACCACAUGGCGGCCAGUCACGUCAACAUCACCAACAACAUCCUGCGCAGCUAUGAACACUGGGAAGCAGCGGAUCGACUGUCCACUGGUAGCCAAGAGUUCUUUCAGGAGCUGGAUUCUGCCAUGGAGCCGUUGACUCAGCAGAGCAGCAUGACCGAGCUGGUCCGAUACAUCAGACAGGGGCUGCACUGGCUCCGCAUUGAGGCUCACCUGCUGUAGGCGCUGGACCACGGCCAGAUAAAAAUGGAAAAAAAAAAAAACAUAAAAAAAUGUGCCUGGGAGCUAGAACUGGGAUAAGCGAGAUGACACCCACAAUGAUGCUUUCAUCCCCGCUGGGGUCCUUCAGUGACUCAACAUGCUACGGUGCAGUAAUUGUAUUGACUCGGUGGAUUAAUUGGGCAAAAAUGCACUUAGGAAUGAAUGAUAACGACAUCGUUUGAAUGUGACUCAUUGACUACAAAUUAGCAUAAUUAAACUAUGUCUGAUGUUGCUCUUUGGAGGGACAACAAUUAUACUUGGGUACAUGUAGUUUAAAUUCCUCCCUGAAUAGGAAUAUAAGUUCCAUGUAUUUUUAAUAAGAUGGGAUCAUUUUCAAAAGGAAACGUGACAGGCUGCUGUGAUUAUAGAGGAUAAAGCCUUGGAAGGAAAGCUCUUUAGAGGCUCCAAGAAAUGUGCGUCUGAUACUGAUCCAGUUGGUAAAGUACUGGUCCAAUACAUCAAUUGGAUAAGAAUCAUGCACGUAAAGAGGCUCCUUUACAAACACUUCUAGUGAAUUAACAAAGGAUGAGAUACAUCAUCAGGGGACAAGUGGCAAUCGGCCAUUGAGAAAUAUACAUGAUAUCUAUCGCCCUAUUAAUCAUUUCCAAAAGGGCGAUGAGAGCACUUUAGCGUGAUGCCAGCACUUAGUCAAGCAGUUCAUUACAAAAAUGCACUUAAUUAAGAAAUGCCUGUUAUAUUUACUCGCCAUUCACAAAUAUGUUCUUCUAAAAGGUAUUGUUGGGAGUAUUACUUUACAAAUGUAACAGUCAUGUAUUACUUUUGCUGUGCUAAUUAUAUGUACCGUAUUUCCCGGACUAUAAGCCGCACCAGUAUAUAAGCCGCACCCAAUAAUUUAGAAUAUAUAUAUUUCUUUAUAUAUAUUAGCCAAGAUAUAUACCGGUACGUUGUGAAAUGAGAUACUUACAUAGAUUGAUUUUGUACCUUUAAUUGUUUCCAAACAAAACAAAAAAGUCAUUGAUGUCUUUAUUCAUUCUAUAUGAGAUAUGCUCCUUUUUUGAUGAGGUUCAAGAUGUUUAUCCAGAUUUGUUUUAAUUGUACUUUGUAAGCAAUUUUUUAACCUAAAUGUUCUAAAGGUUUGCGUGUAUUAAAACACGUGCAAACCUAAUAGCACACGCAGAGCUGAUCUACGACAUGUGCAAAGUAGAUUGCUUCUGUUAAGUGAGCAGAAAGAUCCAUUUUGCGUCUCUGUCUUCAUUAAUAUGCAAACUAUAUGCUGUUCAUUAGAAGGCUCAAAAUGCAAAUAUAAUUAUUUAGCACCCGCAAUGUGAUUUAUCAACACUCAUCCUUGUGAAGGACGUGCACACUGACACUGACGCAUACGGCUGCAUAGACAGUGUGUCAACAUUUAGAAAAAAUAUUUGACAUUGUAUAUUCAGCACAUUUUUGUUAUAAUUUUAUUGCUGCUGCAUGACUUAAAGGGCUGAUUAAAAUUAAUUCAAUUGAUGUGUUUUGGUGUCUGCUGGCGUUUUUGUUUAAAUGUCGUCUGUGCGGCAAUUUAAUCUUUGAGCUGAUGAGUGAUGAUUACGGGCUGAUUUGGAGAUAGCAGACACCAAAACAAGAGCAAGAUGUAUUAUUCAUAUUGCUCCUAUCUGAAAACGUGCGAUACAACAUGCAUUUUGUUGCAGUCGGAUCAUUCCAGCGCACCACAGCAGAUAUUCUCGAUGUUGUGCCAACAAACACACAGUCUGCUAAAAAUAGGUUCUCUUGUCGAGGUAGCGCCUCUAUAUUGUAGAGAAAAAGUGGGUAAACAAACGUGAGGUCACGCGCAACCCAGGAACCGAAACAUGGCACCGCUGGAUCUUUCGUGAAUCAGUGCCCGGUAGUACCGGCUGGUUUCGGUUCGUGCCAAAAUAAGUUUUGGAUCCGGUGCCCACCCUUAGUGACAAAGCAUGAUCGUAAUGUAAGACAUUUUCAUUUUGUAAAUGUAGUUAAACCGGAUGUCUAGCGUAACACUUUUAUUUUGAAGCCGGAAACGUGAUUGUUUUGAGAAGUGUCUUGACAUGUUUUGAUGUCCCAUAGACUGUUUGCAACAAAAAAUCUCCUUUCGACCGCCCGUCGACCGUCUUUCAUUUCUGUUGAGCUUUUAUAUCAUCUUACUUACUAAAUCAGCCACAGUAACAAUCUAAAUGUUAUGUUAUCACUGAACAUUAACCGUAAUCUGAAAACGGAAGUGAAGCACCACCCACCUCUAGAACGACGCACGCAGCAGGCGUUUUCUGCAGGGAUGUCGCCUCUUCUCGCGGCAAAAAAAUAGUCCUUUCUUGUCGGUAGAACAACUUGCCAUGGCUUUGAACCUGAUAGUUCCAUAAGGUAGACUUUCCUUUGUCCAUUACUGCUCGCUUGUGGCUCAUCAGUAUUAAGUGAACUGCAGCAGAGUUCCCCACGCUACGGCACAACCCGAGGGUCAAAAUGGACGCGUGUGCGUUAAUCGCCCGUUAAAAAAUUAGUGCCAUUAUUUAAAAUUAUAGUUAAUAUAUAGUUAUAUAGUAUAUAUAGUUAUAGCCCUAAUAAAUAUAUAAAACCCUAAUUUAAAUAAUUUACCUUACCUAAUUAGGUCAUUACAAUUACCUAAAUCUUUAUAAGGGUCACACCUGAAGAACAACAUUACAUUAUGAUCAAAUAUUAUUGCUGGAAAACUUUGUGCCGGGCAUUUGGUACAUGGGCCUUCAAUUAAUCACCAUCUUAAUAACCAAUACUAUAUAUCAAUCAAUCAAUCAAUCAAUGUUUAUUUAUACAGCCCUAAAUCACAAGUGUCUCAAAGGGCUGCACAAACCACGACGACAUCCUGGGUUCAGAGCCCACAUAUAUACCAUUAAUAGUGUGUAAAAACACAAUAUAACAAGGCAUGGCAUUUCAGAGAGAAGCAUUUUCUGUACUGGGGGUGAUUACUAUUAUUACCAGAGAAAGAAACAUAGUCAACCCUUUAUCUUCGAGUACAAUGUUACUGAUGCGCCUGAGUAUAGAGCUAAUAAUACAACAAAACAUUGAACAAUUCAAUAAAUUAUACCCACCAGAUAUUAUUUACAGACAAAAUGCAUCUUCAUUUCCAUAGAGCUACAGACUACCAGGCCUGUGAGACGAAUGUGGAAUCUAAUUAGUUGCUAACAUAGUUUACGUUACAUGGACUCAAAUUCUGAAGUCCCUAAGCAGAUUACAUGAACGUGGCAACACAUAGAAGCUUAAAUCUGAAAAUCUAAUAUCUAAAAUAAACAUAUACGUAUUGGAGGUAGCUUCGCCAAUAGAAACGCUACAAUAGGAAAUGAAUAAACUGUUUGGAAUAAAUGAAUACAAUUACUAUGAUUUAAGUUGUAAAUGUAGGUCAGUGCUGCUGAUAGUGUUCAGACCUUGAUGCCAACCACUUCAAUCAUUCUAGUGAUUGUAGCAUUCAACCAUUUAUGUAAAAUAUACAAAAUGACCAAAGAAUGAUCAAUCUACCAAUGCGCUUUGUUUUUAAAGCCAUUCUACUGUGGCUCGGUUCUAGCUCCCAUGGUAACCCAGCCAAUGAACUCCUCCAACAUUCUCCACAAAUGGACUGUGUAACGAUGCCAACUUGGGACAACAUUGCAUUGGAUCAAAUCAGCACUGGACAUUUUGGUCGUUUGUUGUGUUGUCGUGUGUAUACGUAUACAGCUGAUUGUGUCAACACGACUGGAUAAUUAUGAUGUUUGUGCUACACAAUUAGAGACUGUGACUUCUGCAAACAGUGAUGUUGUGUUGUAGUCGUUGUGGUUGUUUGUGUCGAUUCAAAGUGAAUGGACGAUUGACUGAUCUAUAUUCUGUAGUGUGUGCGUGUGUGUUUAUGCGUGCGUGGGGGACAGGUGUGUGUUUAUGGUUGCUUUCACACAGCAACAAAUCUGUCAUUUCUUUACGGCACAACUACAAGUUUCCUCCUGUGCCGUUUUAUUUAUUUCUUGUCAUGGUCUGUGUAAAUCCAGCUCAUUCAGAGUGAGUGUUUCGGUUCUCGUUUGGCCACUGCUGAAUGUGUAUGAAGACAAUGCGGAUGUGAAAGGAAAAUUUCACUUUGACAACAAAAAAAGGAAAAGAAAAACUCAAGUGCCUCUAUUGGUGUCCAGUGGGAACUGCUCUAUUUAUUUAAGAACAAAGAAUGAAUCUAAGUGAUUUUCCAUACCAUAUUGGUACAAAUAUGAGAUUGUUUUUCGUAAAACCAAAUGUUUCCAUAAGCUUUUUACUAGCAUUUAUGACGACACUGGGCUUUGGCUUUAAGGAAAAGACAGUAUGUGAUUCAAAGUGUCAGAUUUCCAUCAGUUGUUGAUCUUUUUUUUUCUCGAUGUUUUUGAGGGUUUGUCUGAAAUGCCUGAUAUGAAAAACAUUGCAUGCAAUAAAUGGUAGUGUAAG